AUGAGCAUAAGUAUGUAAUAACUAUAUUAAUUGGAUAUAAUGAAAAGAAACAAUAGGACAGGAACGGUAGGCACUUUUGUGCUUUUAUGUACGCCCCUUACAGCCCUCUUAGGAAUGGGAUAAGGUCAAUAGUAGAUAGUUUUUGGUUAAAGAUUUUGGGAUUUUGAGAAGAGACCACAGAGUCAGGUAGUGUGUUCCAAGUGUUAACGACUCUGUAACAAAAUCAUAUUUUCUGCAAUCAAGUUUGAAGCGGUUAACAUUAAGUUUAAAUCUAUUGUUUGUUUCAUUCAAUAUACCAGAAACUUUCCCGAUUGCAAACUCUUUUAAACUUUUUACUCAUAACGUUACCUAUAAUCUCAUGCUACCUCUUAUCCUCUCCUUUUAAAAUGUAUUUUAUUCGUGUACAUUUUUCAGGCAAAAAAGAAGUUUGCUUCCAUGCCUGCUCCCCGCACUCCUUCCAUUCAUUAGCUGCUUGCAAAGUAUGGGGCUAACUUUCCAAGAUUUUCACCACCUUUUUUUUUUCUUUCUAAGGCAAACCCCGCCAGCAUUGACCUCCUUUCACAACCGCCCGUUCCUGCUUUUCGUGUCUCGCAGAAGUUGGACUGGGUCACGAAGGGAAGUGAAGAAGAAGAAAAUUAUUCUGUAAGCGGCCACCUCCACUUCUACUGCGUUCGGAAGCGCGAAGAAAUAUUGGGCGACGGUCCCUAACGCAGGCAAACUUAGGCGUCGGUUUCAAGGCUCCUCCCUUUUGGUGAAAAGCAGACUGCGGGGUGCCUGGAAACCGGUUCGAGGAAGAGAGGGCUUGAGGGAUUGCCACAAAUGGUUAGGCGGCAGCGGUGGCGGAAGAAGAGGCGGCGGCGGCCGCAGCAGCAGCAGCAACAAGAAGCAGAGCAGCUGGAUCUUCUGCGCUCUGCCCGGCGGAGAAGAGAAGGUUGGCGGCGCAGUUGAAGAGUGCGCGGCGGCAACAGCUGCUGAGCUGGCUCCCUCCUGCCUUUCCUUCAUGAGUCUCAAGUUUGCGCUGGCAGGAGAUCUAAAGCGCAGCAGCAGCAGCAACCCGGCGGGCCGGGAAACGUCGUCGAUCGAAGCAGCGAAGGCGUCAGGAGCCAGCGAAGAAGUAUGGCCGAGAAGUGGAGUCGGCAAGUUUGCAGCGGAGCCAAAGCAGCCUCGCCUUCAGCAGGGGGUAGCCAGGCCCUAGGGCGCGCUCCCUGGCUUUUCCUGCUGCUGGCUGUGCUGCUUGUGUGGACAGAGGCUCCGAUGCUCUCCGCUCGGGGCCAGGCGCCACCUCAGCCGCAGUACAACGGCGAACGUGGCAUCUCCGUGCCGGACCACGGCUAUUGCCAGCCCAUUACCAUCCCGCUGUGCACGGAUAUCGCCUACAACCAGACCAUCAUGCCCAACUUGCUGGGUCACACGAACCAGGAGGACGCGGGUCUGGAGGUGCACCAGUUCUACCCGCUGGUCAAAGUGCAGUGCUCGGCGGAGCUCAAGUUCUUCCUUUGCUCUAUGUACGCGCCCGUUUGCACCGUUUUGGAACAGGCGUUGCCUCCCUGCCGCUCCCUCUGCGAGCGGGCGCGCCAGGGUUGCGAAGCGCUCAUGAACAAGUUCGGCUUCCAGUGGCCGGACACGCUGCGCUGCGAAAAAUUCCCCGUGCACGGUGCCGGAGAGCUCUGCGUGGGCCAGAACACCUCCGAGCGCGGUACGCCCACUCCCUCUCUGGGACCCGAGUUUUGGACCAGCAAUCCUCAACUCAGGCCCGGCGGCGGGGGCGGCGGAGGGAGCCACCUGGCGGACCGGGCGGGCAGGUUCAGCUGCCCCCGGGUGCUCAAGGUACCCUCCUACCUGAAUUACCGUUUCCUGGGCGAGAAAGAUUGCGGAGCUCCCUGUGACCCUGGACGCCCCCAUGGGCUCAUGUAUUUUGGGCAGGAGGAGCUGCGCUUCUCUCGGACCUGGAUUGGUAUCUGGUCUGUGCUGUGCUGUGCCUCCACCCUCUUCACAGUUCUCACCUAUCUAGUGGAUAUGAAGCGUUUCAGUUACCCCGAGAGACCCAUCAUCUUCCUCUCGGGGUGCUACACUGCCGUGGCUGUGGCCUACAUUGCAGGGUUUCUGUUGGAAGAGAAAGUGGUGUGUAAUGAGCGCUUUUCUGAUGAUGGUUCCCGAACUGUGGCCCAGGGCACCAAGCGAGAAGGGUGCACCAUCCUGUUUAUGAUGCUGUAUUUCUUUGGUAUGGCUAGCUCCAUCUGGUGGGUCAUCCUGUCUCUCACCUGGUUCCUGGCUGCAGGCAUGAAGUGGGGCCACGAGGCCAUUGAGGCUAACUCCCAAUACUUCCACUUGGCUGCUUGGGCUGUGCCAGCCAUCAAAACCAUCACUAUCCUGGCCUUGGGACAGGUUGAUGGUGAUGUGCUGAGUGGUGUCUGUUUUGUGGGCAUCAACAAUGUAGAUGCUUUGCGUGGCUUCGUGCUGGCACCCUUGUUUGUAUACUUAUUCAUUGGUACUUCUUUUCUCCUGGCUGGAUUUGUGUCUCUUUUCAGAAUUAGAACUAUUAUGAAGCACGAUGGCACCAAGACAGAAAAACUGGAGAAGCUAAUGCUGACCAGAAAGAAUGAUGAUUUAUGCUACCAGGAGGGGAAAAAAUGUUUGAAACCCAAAAGAAUCAACAGCCUGAUGUUUCAGUGUAGUCAUUUAUAUGUAAAUCUGCAAAAACUGUCUAUGAUUGGUUGAUAGUCUCUCUAUAAACUGUUACAGCUCAUACUUCUGUAAUAGGUUUAUACAAGAUGUGUCAGUUUUCAGUGACAAACUCAUUUUCAUAUUUAAUCGUUUCUAUGACACAACAGACUUGGUACUCUAAUGAUGUAUCGUUUCAAACUUUUUAUUUAUAUUCCUGCCAAAAAUAUAAUCUUUGACUAAUCAUAUCCUAAAAUGAAUAACUGUGUCAAUUUGGUACACAUUUAUUUCUGUUCACUAUGUCAAAAUCAUUUAUAUUUAUAGAACAAUAGAAGUUUAUAUAUAAAUAUAUAAGAAUACCUAUUUUAAUUUUUUAAAUAAAUUGUUUUGUACAGAAUUAUUUCGUUCUUUUAAAAUUAUUUACAGACAUUUCAUUAGCAUUAAUUGCACCUAUUUAAUACUAGAAUUUAAGGUUUUGUAUUUCUUUAAAUGCCCACAUUAUAUAGUAUUUUUGCCUUAAUUCUGUCGGUUAACGUAGAUGCCCCAGAUUGCGGUAAGUAGUAUAUAGGAAAUGAAAGCAGAAUAGCUGAUGGUAUCACUGCAGUAGAAGGUAAAAGGCUUAUAAUAGGUUGUUUCUUUUAAAAGACUGAUUGAAAGGAGCUUUUUCUCCUAUGCUGCUACCGUAUAAUAAAUGUAGAAAAUAAUCAGCUGUUCAAUAACUCUAGCUGAGUGUUGUCAAAACUAUAAACACAUAUGCAGUAACAUGACAUUAAAAAGACAUUAAAAAGAGAUAGCAUAAUUAAAAAGAGAGAGAUACCUAUCUAGAUACCUUUCCAUACCCUGAGUUCAUAAUUCUAAAAUGGUAAAAUACAUUUGAUUGUAGCUUUGUAAAUUUUAGUAUCAAAAUAUAUUUUAAAAAAUGAAGUGACCUUAAAUUUAUUGGGUAUGUCACUCUGUUCAGGUGAAUUUUACAGUUUUAACUGAAUAGCAUGUAUUUGACCUUUUUUAUUCAAAGCUAAAUGUAUGCAUAUAGAUAGAGAAGAAAAACUCUUGAGAUGAUUUUUACUCCUAGAAAAUGUGAUUUCGGAAUAAUGACUUGAUAUGUCAGGACUUUAAAUCUUAUUAUCACUCAACACUUUUUAGUACAGUUAUUUUUAUAUUUUUACUGUUAUUUACAUACACAUAUUUCAAGGAUCUUAUUUAAUAUGAAGAUAUAUUGUGUUUUGCAGCCAUCAAAAGCUAAGCUCAUCUUGAAAAUUUUUCCCCUAAAAAUCAUUUCACCACUGAUUUAAAAAUACAAGAGAGAUGACAGGAAUUUAGACAAAAUGCUAUUGUGUCUAUGAGGGGACAGUGAAUUAUCCAUUUUGAUUCCUCAUCUUAAAAAUAAGCUAUGGGAAUGAUUUAGAUUUAAAGAAUGAGAACUUUUAUUCUUCAACAAUUUGUUUGAUACGGAGUGGAAAGAUACUUUAUUUUUUGUCAGAUUUUUAGAAUAAGGAGAAAACCAUUAAUUUCUCAUCCCACCACAGUAGUACUGUUAAAGAUAAAAACUAUUUUUAGCUUUAUUUUUUAUAUUUUUAGCCAGUUUGGUUUAGUGAUUAAGGCACUAGGCUAGAAAGCAAAAGAAUAUGAGUUCAAGUCCUACCUUAGCCACAAAAGCCAACUGGAGGGACUUUGGGCCAGUCACUCUCUCUCAAUCCAACUCACCUCACAGGGUUGUUGUAGGAAAAUAAGAAGAGGAAGGUGUGUUGGAUAUAUUUGCCUCCUUGAGUUAUUUGUGAAAAUAAUAAAGGGAUAAAAAUAAAUGAGUAAUAAUUUUACAAUCUUCAGUGAGAUUGCAUUUACUAAGAAGAGGAACAUUUAAUACCUGACUAGUCUUCCUGGGAAAUCAAGGUUCAUUUAUAACAUUGCUUGUGGCUGCAGCUUCAUACCUUGGGUAAAUUUAAUUGAAUUCAGUGAAAUUAUUCUUGAGUGGAUGCAUGAGAGAAUUGUAUCACAAUGCAAUAAUUUUCUAGCAAAGAAUAUAUAAACCUCACACUACUGCCUAUUGCAAAUCCCAUUCAUUUCAGUCAGGGGAACCCAGCCUCCUAUGUGAUGUUGUAGCCUUUGUUUCUACGAAAAAAGAAAAACUGCCAGAACCCUUUGCUACCAUCCUAGCAAUCUACUUGGAUUUUUUCACGUUUCCAUAAAUUUCACUGGAAUUAAAAUAGCAAUCUUCCUCAUUCUUUAAAAAGAAAUUUACUUGCAAAUAAAGUGAUAGUGGGUGCAAAGUAAUUUGAUGUUUGGAAAAAGAAAUUGUAUGAAUGGAUGUAAAAACACUGACUUCCCCUCAAAAACAGGGCAAAGGAAAUAAUUCAUAUACCAAUGUUCUUAAGUGCAAUUGAUUUUAAAUUGCAAAAUUUAGGGGUGCUCACCUAUUUUUAAAACAGUUUCUUCCUGUGAAAUUUUUACGCAAAGGAGCUUUAUAAAAGGACACAAUGAAAGUCAGUGCUUCCAGACAAGCUUUUUAAUGGAAUUGCUUUGUCUUGCCUGCAGAAUUGUAUAUCUCCAUUCCUUCGUAAUAUUUACAAUUCUCAGAUUCUUCCUGUUCAUGUUUUCCAAUCGUGCACAAAAAAGUAUUCAUGAGAAAGCAAAGAGGGAAAAAAACAAUGGAUUUUAAAUCCAUCCAAUUUCUAAAGCCACCCACUACCCCAACAACUAAGACACCUUGGAAGCAAUCUGGCAACUGAAUGUUUUCCUCAGAAUCUUGAUUCUGACAAUUGUGUGGUUUGCUUGUAACUCUGAUUUCACAGCCUCUUUUGGAGUACCUGCAGUUUAUUAACAGACAGAGUUACAUAUUUUUCUAAAUUCAAUCACUGGAGGAAAGCAUCAUUCCAUUCAGUUUUCCAGACAUUCCAGUGGGCUGGCUAAACACAGCACUGUGUAUCAGAUUGGCAGUUGGUUUGGCUUGCCUUGUUCCAUGUUUCUAAAGUUGCCAGCUUCCAAGAGAGAAGACUUCAGUUCCCAGAAUUCUCAGAAACGGCUAUGCCAUCUGGAGAAUUCUAAAGUUGGGACGCCAUUUCAGGAGGUUGGAAAACACUGGUCUAGUUGCUCAAACAGCCAUUGUUUUAUCAGUUUAAAUUGUCUCAUUCACACUGCAGUUCAAUCCUAUCUACUUAAAGAUGCAGGGUGUCAAUAGUUGAAUGUUUGCAUGCAAAUGUUUAAAAUGCUAAAGGCUAAUGGGAUAGCAGCUCCCUUGAGGAAUUUGCUGCAAAUAGUGCUAUCCAUUGUAAAAACGGUCAGCAAUAAAGGUGACAUCAAGUGUUGUCACAUUGAUUACUGGUGCUUGAAUGUUCGAAGGGACCUUUCAUGUUAGAACCAAGGACCAUGAAUCCAAGAUCCACUGUUCUAGGCAAAUAUUCUUUGGAAAUCAUCCAACAAGACAUAAAGCAAUGGUAUUUCUAUGUAACAACUAGGUCACCUGGCUUUAUGACAACUAGGAUUUCAUAAUGUGCCUCCUUAGAUCGUAAACUUUGUGGGAAAUAAUUAUGUAACUGCAGUUCUUGGCACCCUUCCUAGACCUUCGAUUAAACACUUUGGUGGCAGACCACCAAUUAUGUCAUUGUGUAUGAUGGAGAAUGAAGUCAUUCAUGGUGUCUGGUGCAGCAUCCGUGCCACCCCGUAUCUGGUAGAAUGCCAGAAAAUUGUUCCAUUACCCUUGCAACUUUAAUGGAUGCAAUGUGGCUGCCUAACAGCCACUGGUAACUAACUCAUCAUAUCUAUCUUGUUGUUUUUUGCUUUUAGGCAAAUGUCCAUAAUGAAUUUUUCAGCAGUAAAACCCUUAAUUAUGUAUUAUAUAUACUUCCUUCUGUCAGGUCUUAACAUAGACUCAAUUUUACUGAAUAUACAUUUCUACAAUAUUAUGAGAGAGAAAGCUCUUGAGUUUCUCUAUUGCAAACUUAAUAAAUAGUGUGUAUUUCUAUGUAUGUGUGCAUGAAUGUGUAUGUUUGUGUAUGUAAAUAUAAUAUACUCAGGUGGAUUAAGGUAGACAGAGUCUUUCUUGAACUAAGUUUAACUCCUGGAGGCUCUGCUGAUGUCCUUGCUGAUAAAAAUAUAAAAUUGUUUUUUUAAUGGAAACUUUUAUUAAUUUUAAAAACUUUUUAUACCUGUAAAUACAUCUUAUUUCUGGUGAAGGAACACUGAUAAAAAAAUCCCAAGUGAAUUACUACAAUGAGUUCUACAUGGGCACACUUGAAGAUAAUUUGGAAGCAGCAGUGGUUCCAAAUGUGGUAGUGUGGGCAGUUGUGGGUGUUCCAUGGUUUGUCCAAAGGGCACCACCUUUUUCUGAACUACACUGGCUUCCAAUUGCUUUUGUAAUUAAAGGUUCUGUCUAUCAUCUUUAAAACUCUACAUGCCAUAGGCCCUCAUUAUUUUUCAGGACUGUCUCCCCCCAUCUAUCCAUUCCACUAUGUCACAUAGGGUAGGGAAAGGAUGCUCUAGGAUCCUUUCCAUACAUUUUGUUAUCUAAUAAAGCCUCAGAAGUGUUCAUUCUCUGUAACUGCCCCUGCCCUUUGCAGUAGCCUCUUACCAAAGAUUUGAAUGGCCACUAGCCCUUUAACCUCUCAGAAGGCCAUGAAAGCCUGGCUCUUCCCCCAAAUAUUGAGACAGGAUUGGGCUGGACUCAGGAAAUUAAAGUUAGAAUUAAUCUGAUACCUGAUGGGAAAAGCUGUUCAGUUUUAACUUGUUUUAUUGGUUGUUGUGAACCACUUAGGAUUAUUAUGUGAGAUAGCCAUAUAUUCUAAGCAGUAGUGAAAUACAAUUUUUUUUACUAUUGGUUCUGUGGGUGUGACUUGGAGGGCGUAGUAUGGCUUGGUGGGUGUGGCAGGGGAAGGAUACUGCAAAAUUUCCAUUCGAACCUCACUCCGGGGGAAAGAUACUGCAAAAUCCCCAUUCCCUCCCCAUUCCUGGGGAAAGGAUACUGCAAAAUCUCCAUUCCCACCCCACUCUGGGGCCAGCCAGAGGUCAUAUUUCCUGGUUCUCUGAACUAUUCAAAAUUUCCACUACCGGUUCUCCAGAACCUGUCAGAACCUGCUGGAUUUCACCCCUGAUUCUAAGUUAUUUAAAUAAAAAAAAUUGCAUAGGGCAUUUUACCAAUCCUUAUAGAAUUUUUUUAUUGGCCAAGUGUGAUUAGACACACAAGGCAUUUGUCUCCAGUGCAUAAGCUCUCAGUGUACAUCCCAAAGGUACUUUUUCAGGAGGCAACUGGACUUCCUUGAUAUAUUUUUUUUGAAGACAUUUCACUUCUCAUCCAAAAAGCUUCUUCAGCUCUGACAGGAAAGUGGAGAACAGAAGGAUUUCUAUUCGUUGCAGACAGCUGGUCAUCUGCAUCCUUUUAGAGGGUCGUUGAAGCACAUGCAGGUUUUUCUGUGUCCUCAGGAUCACCUGAGUGAUGCAAAUGGUUCCUGUAGUCUGCAAUUUUUCCUCUAGAAACCCAUCCCUACUUCGACAUCAUUCAAAGGGUGUAAUAGCCUUUGAAAUUGUAUAGCUAAAAGUGAGUUGAAGAAGCUUCUUGGAUGAGAAGUGAAACAUCUUCAAAAGAAAAAACAAAGUCCAGUUGCCUCCUGAAAAAAGUUUCGGGACAACCGUGGGCCACUAUGAACUGGCUUCUCAGUGUACAUAUAACAAUAGUGAUAGAUCAUUAUCAUAGUCACUGUAAAAUACAUUUAUCAUAAAACAUUAGAUACAAAACUUAGUGAUAAUCAUGGACACUAAGAAUCAACAUAAAUCAUACUGGGAUACUAAGUAAACAAUAUAAAUCAUAAGAUAUAAGCAACAAAGUUAUAAUCAUAAGAAACUAAGAAAAUGAUGUGAAUAAUGAUGGUUAUACUCCCUUUCUAAAUAGUUUGACAGUGUUGUGGGAAUCAGUUAUUUAGCAGAGUGAUGGCAUGGGGGGUGGGAACUGUCCUUGUGUCUAGUUGUUCUGAUGUGCAGUGCCCUAUAGCAUCGUUUUGAGGGUAGAAAUUGAAACAGUUUAUGUCCAGGAUGCGAGGAGUAUAUAGAUAUUUUCACAGCCCUCUUUCUGGUUUGGGUGGUAUACAGGUCCUUAAUGGAAGGCAGAUUGAUAGCAAUUAUUUUUUCUCCAGUUCUAAUUACUGAAUGUUUGUGCUUGUCUUGAUUAGUUGUUGUGCCAAACCAGACAGUUAUAGAGGUGUAGAUGACAGACUCAGUAAUUCCUCUAUAGAACUGGAUCAGCAGCUCCUUGGGCAGUUUGAGCUUUCUGAGUUGGCGCAGAAAGAACAUUCUUUGUUGUCCUUUUUUGAUGACGUAUUUGAUGUUAGCUGUCCAUUUUUGGUCUUGAGAUAUUAUAGAACCAGAAAUUUGAAGGUCUAUACUGUUGCUACUGUGUUGUCUAGUAUUGUGAGUAGUGAUAGCGUAGGAAGGGUUCUCCUAAAAUCUAUCAUUUCUACAGUUUUAAGUAUAUUUAGUUCAAGACUGUUCCAGCCACAUCACAAGGCUUGUUGUUCAACCUCCUGUUUGUAUGCAGAUUCGUCGUUGUCUCGAAUGAGACCAAUCACUGUUGUAUCAUCUGCAAACUUCAGUACUUUAACAGACGGAUCUUCUGAGAUGCAGUCAUUGCUAUAUAUUGAGAAGAGAAGUGGAGAGAGCACCCAGCCCUGCCCUCCCCCGCUAAUUGUACAGGUAUCUGAUGUGAUUCUGCCUAGCUUCAUCUGUUGCUUCCUGUCUGUUAGAAAACUUAUAAUCCACUUACAAGUGUGGUUAGGCAUGGCUAAUUGGUUUAGUUUAGCUAGAAGAAUAUCUGGAAUGAUUGUAUUAAAUCCCGAGCUGAAGCCUACAAAAAGGAUCCUUGCAUAGGUCUUUGGAGAGUCAAGAAGUUGUAGGAUGUGGUUCAGAGCCAUAUUGACAAUAUCAUCUGCCAAUCUAUUUACUCGGUAGGCAAAUUGCAACAGUGGAUCCAUGAUGGUUUUUAAAUGGGACAGCACUAGCCUUUCAAAUGUUUUCAUAACUACGGAUAUCGGAGCAACUGAUCUGUAGUCAUUCAGUUCCUUGAUGGAAGGGGUUUUUUUGGCUCUGGGAUGUUAGUAGAAUGUUUGAAGCAAGAAGGAACAUAGCACAUCUCUAGUGAUUUAUUAAAGAUGUAGAUGAAGAUGUGGGCCAACAAGCUUUCAAACAAGAAAGAGUUAUCUUGUCAGGGGCCUGGUGCCUUUCCAGGUUUUUGUUUGUGAAAUAGACCAUGCAUAUUAUUUUCUGUAAUUACCAGAGAUGGGGCCCCCAAAGAGAUGGGACUAGUUAUAGGAGGCUUGGCUGUUGUUAGUGUAUCUGAUAUGGAGAUAGUGGAGAUAGGUGACAGUGGUUUCCUCUCAAACCUACAGCAAAACACAUAUAUUUAUAUGUUUAGAUCUCAAAUAGAUUACUAUGGCAAGUUGCUUUGUCAACAUCACCUUGUUAAAGAGAUUAAAUAGAAGUAUGUUAUAUUAAGCAUACAUACAAAACCACCUUCUCAUACCAAAACACCUGAUUGCUUCAGAUGAUUAUACAGUCCUAUGAGUAACCAAUUUUGAGUUAAUAAUAAUCAGUAUAUGAUAAGCCAAUAAAGAUUAUUCAGUUGCUCAGAGUCAAAUACUGUUAAGUAUUACUGAUAAAAUAGGUCUUUAUGGAAUUAUUUGCGAUUAGAAAGGAGAAGAAAUCUAUAAUAUUUUGUCCUUGGAAACUAGAAAAGUUUUAUGCGUACAACUGACCAUUGUGUAAAUACUACUUUAAUGAUCAGAGAACUGUUUUACUUCAAGGUGUGCCUGAAAAAUAUUUAUUCUUGAAGUAGCAUAAAACAUGAUAUGAGCUAUUUAAAUAUUUAGAUAAUUAUAGAUAAUUAGUAUCUUUCUUUCAAAAAUCAAUAUUUUAAAUUUUGUUGUCUCUUUAGAUUGAUCCACGGAAACAAAAGGUUCUGAUUUCUUCACAUAAUUAAAUAUUAUAUUUAUUCCUGUUUAAUCUAUUUUAUUUACUAUUCAGGAUCAAAAUAUCAACUGUAAUAGAGUGAAAUAAAUAAAUGAAAUAAAUAAAUGUUUGCUUACAAAAACAGAAUAUGUUCACUAUCAGCCUAACACAAUCAAGAAAUUAAUUCAGAAUGCUCUUGAUGAUUAAGAUGGUGGCAUAUUGGCCCAUACAAAGCUAUCUUGAUCACACCAUCCAAGAGAGACAACAGAGACAGUCUUGUGGUGGCAUAUUCCUGAACUUUUCCUUCAAGACCAUAGAUGUACAGAAAUGUCAUUUUCUGUAGGAAGUAAUUAGGUAAAGAGAAAGUUUACCACAAAACCUUUAUUACUGCAGUAAUAAAAAGUUCUGGUCCUAUAUCUCUGCAAAUCCAGAUCAAAGAUUUGCAACUUAAUUCUAGGAUGCCUUAAUAUCGCCCUAACUGUGCCAAAAAUUGAACUGCUGUGUCACCAUAGUAGUAUUAUUCCAAGAAGAAGAUAAUCAACAUUAUCAACAAACCAUCUAAGGAAGAUAACUUUCACCAGUAUUUUGGCUGAUAGUUUAUCAAGCAAACUUCUACAGAGGCAAUGCCAAAUUCCAACUGAAGAAGGGUUGGCAUACAAUAAAGAAUUUGAAGCAUCACUACUUGGUAGAAUGUGGAUUGAGUUGCUUCUAAUGUUCUUUUUUCUUUAGAAAUGCAAAGUUGAACUCUAUAAAGUUGAAGAUUCAAUAUCUUGGCUCUGAAUUUCUGCCACAAGGACAAAAUUAUUGCCACAGUUAAGGCAUUGGAAGCUCUCUCUGCUUUAGUUCAGAUUUAUUUUGUGUUGCUUUUUUCCUAAACAUAAUACAUGAUUCAGAAGAUACUCUUAGAUACAAUUUUUUUUUAUUUAAGUGGGAACUAUUUGUUUUCCAAUUUGGAAUAUUGAUAAUUAAGAUCAAUUAUAUUUACAAUAAUGUCCCAUUUUUUUCUUCAUGUAUUGGUAAUUGACUGUAAUAAAACACUCCAUUCAUUGAUAAUUAAUUAAUUAUCAAUUAAUUACCUUGGUACACUCUGAGCCUGGUAGUUUUCUUGCAGAUGCUGUAUUACCAAA
This is a messenger RNA of Ahaetulla prasina, 11714 nucleotides long. RefSeq names its product frizzled class receptor 1 (gene FZD1). NCBI's taxonomy places the organism in Eukaryota, Metazoa, Chordata, Lepidosauria, Squamata, Colubridae. The record is from RefSeq and is a predicted model, not a curated record. Gene Ontology annotation, cellular component: plasma membrane. The coding region runs from base 1117 to 2718 and encodes 533 amino acids. The transcript has 2 exons. Gene Ontology annotation, biological process: non-canonical Wnt signaling pathway; canonical Wnt signaling pathway. Gene Ontology annotation, molecular function: Wnt receptor activity; Wnt-protein binding.